Molecule: messenger RNA, 1820 nt
Organism: Carassius gibelio (silver crucian carp)
Lineage: Eukaryota; Metazoa; Chordata; Actinopteri; Cypriniformes; Cyprinidae
Product: prostasin-like
Exons: 6
Coding region: 1-933 (310 amino acids)
Biological process (GO): proteolysis
Molecular function (GO): serine-type endopeptidase activity
Source: RefSeq, a predicted model, not a curated record
AUGAAGAUGAUGUUGUGCCUGAGGUGUGUUGCAGGGGUCAUACUUCUCAACAUAGCAGGCUCACUCUGUCAGUUAAAUGUGUGCGGCAAAGCCCCCCUGAACCACAAAAAGAUUGUUGGAGGGCAAAAUGCACGUGAGGGGUCUUGGCCUUGGCAGGCCAGCAUUCACACCAUUAUACCUAGAGAAUACAUCUGUGGUGGGACUCUAGUAAAUGCACAAUGGGUUUUGUCCGCAGCUCACUGCUUCGAAGGGUUCUCUGGAGGGAACAUCAGAAUAUACCUGGGACGUCAUAGACAAACAGGCUUAAACCGAAAUGAAGUAUCUAGAACAGUAAUGCGACUCAUCAUCCAUCAUGAUUAUGAUGAAGAUAGCAAAAACAACGACAUAGCACUGCUCCAGCUCUCUUCUACUGUAACGUUCUCUGAUUAUAUUAAGCCAGUCUGUCUGGCAUCUGCUAGUAGUGAAUUUAAUGCGGGCACUAAGACCUGGGUCACUGGUUGGGGCUCGCUUAAUUUUGGAAGUAGUGAGACUGCAAACAUACUGCAAGAGGUACAGAUACCAGUCGUCAGCAACAGUGUUUGUCAAUCUGCCUACGGAAGCAUCAUUACAAGCAACAUGCUGUGCGCUGGAUUAAAGGAGGGUGGGAAAGACUCGUGUUUGGGAGAUUCUGGAGGUCCACUGGUCGUCAAGAAACUUUCUCGGUGGAUUCAGGCUGGCAUUGUGAGUUUUGGUCACAAAUGCGCACUACCCAACUUUCCUGGUGUGUACACCAGAGUUUCCAAAUACCAGGGCUGGAUCAACUCUCAUAUAAUCGGCGAUAAGCCUGGAUUUGUGUCCAGCUCCAUCCGAGGCUCACCCAAUCUCCUCUUGUUUUCCCUUUCACUUACUGUAUCCAGUAUUCCUCUUAUUUUUUCCCUUUAUCUCUUUACUUAAAAAAUGAGUCAUAAUUGUUAUCAAAGGAGUUAUCAAGAUGCCCGCAAAGUGAACUGACUUGCUUAAAAUGGACUUUGAUAUGAGUCUAUAGAAUUUUACUUUCACAAUUGCACAAUAAAACAUCUUUAUAAUUUCUCUUUGAAGUAAGUAGUAAAUGAGAAUUGUAAGAACUUGAUGAAAUAAAGCAACUGAGCAUACUCCACUUUCAGUCACUUAUAUAUUUGCUUUGUAUUGGGGGUUAACAAUUUAUGUUAUAAAAUUAUAUUAAAACCUUUACUUGAUUGAAUUUUAUAUUAGUAGAAUACAUUUAAAAGCUGUCUUACAUUAUUCUGUGACUACCUCUUGCCACUAUCUGGGAGGCAGUCCAGAGAGAAGAUUAGUUUAGUUAGUUUACAGAUAACCUCAAAAUAACAACUUAUUCUGUGAACCUAACCUGUUUAAGGGUUACUUUACUUUAGAAGUAUUCAGCCCUAUUGAUGAGGCUCCAGCAGAUAUGACAGAUUUAGUCACUGCUGGAAAGGGUUCAAAUAUGCAAAGAUGCUGGAAAACUGAAGAAUCUGCAGGACCUUAAAGAUUUUUCUGAAGAACGCUGCUCAGUUUAACUGUUCAGAACAAACAAGGGACUCAUGCACAACCAUCACAAAACAGAAAGACAGUCGAGGAUCAUCAGGAAACAGAACACAGUAUUAAGAACCAAGGGUUCCCAAACUUUUGAGUGGAGUUAUUUUAAUAAUUUCAGCAUUUUUUUUUGUCUUGUGGACUAAAUGUUAAUAUCUUUUAUGUACAAUAUCUUACUCAGGACAGUACUAAAUAAAAAAUAACAUGCAUUUAGUAUGAUCUCUCCUAUUUUUUGAAAAUUACUCAUAUUUUCACAGAUUCUGCAAGGG